CUGCCAUCUAGAUUCUUCUUUGCGCCUUCUCUCUAGAUUCCAGACUCCCAACUCCGCUCCACUUGCUUCUUGGCGCCAGGUCCCCAGACGAGCGCACCCUCUCUCAUGUCCUAACGUUUGUUUGAAGGACGUGAAGAGACACAUGUCAUUCAUAAAACAGUGUCGUACUCUGUCAGUCUCCGUCUAUAUCCGUUAAACUGUCAGCGGUUCAUCGUGGACUGUUGACCGGCUCGGGGCUCGUGUGUGUGUCCGUUAGCCGUGAUGUUUCACAGGAGUAAAACCGUCAGCUAUUUUCUGGACCUUGUGCCGGGUAAACGUCGUUUCGGGACGUACAGGUUCCUUCCCGUGUUUUUCUGCAUCGGAGGUGUCAUGGAGUGGAUCAUGAUCAACGUGAGGAUAGGAAGAGAGACUUUUUAUGAUGUCUAUCGAAGAAAGAAAUCUGAGCGGGAAUAUCAGCGGAAGAUAGCAGAUGGUUUGAUAGUUCACAAUGAGCCAGCAGCCAAGUGAAUGAUGGUCGUCUCGAAUGUGUACUUCACGUGUCGUCUAAGGACACAUUCUUGGACUUUUACUCCUUUACUCGUUUCCAACAGUCUGGAAUGGACUUCGUAGCAUGUUACUGGGUCACAACAACCAUUUGAAAUCUCUGAAUGUUAUUAAGGAGUCGAGAGUGAAAGGUCGAUGGAGAAAUCACUUCCAACAUGCAGGUUUUAUUGUAAAUAUGAUCUUCAGUUUAAGAAACUUUAGCAGUAAUAACAUUACUGUUGUGAAAUCAUAUGAAACAAUGAAAUUGUCUCAACAGUGCUCUUAUGUUGUUUUUUGACAAAGAGUCUGUGUUGAAAACAGUGCAUCUGCACCUGCCAAGCCAAAACUGUCUCAGCCAACUUGUAACAGAAGAAAAAGUACAAAAGUUCUUUGUUUUUAGAGACAUCUUUGGAUGAUUUUGCACAGAUGUGUUUAAUACUGGCGAAUAGCCUUUGAUAACAAAAAAAAAAUGUAAUUAUAUUUCUGUUAAGAGAUCUUACUGUAUGGUACAUUUAAGAAUAUAAAAUGCAACUUACAAAGUGUAAA
Molecule: messenger RNA, 1068 nt
Organism: Larimichthys crocea (large yellow croaker)
Lineage: Eukaryota; Metazoa; Chordata; Actinopteri; Sciaenidae
Gene: uqcc5
Product: ubiquinol-cytochrome c reductase complex assembly factor 5
Exons: 2
Coding region: 262-507 (81 amino acids)
Source: RefSeq, a predicted model, not a curated record